UUUAACCAAGCGCCUGCAGAUCAACCGAGCGCCGCACGCUAAUCUUUGCACGGACGUGGCCAAACAGCAGCAGGACGCCAUUGCAACUUAGCAUAUUGGUACUUCCUUUUCGGCUUUAGCGCCAGCGGCUAGCAGCACCAACUGAAAGCUGGAGGAGCCCGAGCUUUUAAAACUACCAGCUAAACAGCCAGCCGGAUCACUCAUCACAGCACAGCCAGACCAGAGAGCCAGCCUCAAGCUUCACAGAAUUCGGACACUUUGAGCUCGGUCCCGGAGUUAGCUCAGGCUCAGCUGUUGUGACCAUGAGGGGAAGAAGCAGGAGGGGGAGCAGCGGGACGGCGGCGGACUUCCUGGUCUGCUUCCCGUCGCGGACGCACCUGACCCUGAUGCCGCCCAAGCCCAUCUGCAGCCCGUCGCGGCCCUCGGCCUCGGAGCGCCGCCACAGCACGAGCGGCGGCCGGCCCGGCCCACCCCCGCCGUCGUCGUCUUCCUCCAGCGCCAGCGCGCACUACAGGGCCAGCAGGAACGCGAGCCGCCGCCAGCGCCACGCCAUGGACGUCGUGGCGGGCGUGGACGACGAGCCGUCGUCGCCCAAGGUGACCUGUGCGGGCCAGAUCAAGGUCUCCCGGUCAGCCAAGCCCAAGGCGGCCGGCGCCGGGAAGAAGCCCGCAAAGAAGUCUUCGUCGUGGAUGCAGGCGCUCGGGAUCAAGAAGGACGCGCUGCCGUUCCUGAGCGCGCUCCAUGGCGCCUUCCGACUCAACAACGUCGCCGGCUGCUUCCGCAGCUUCCCCGGCGCCGUGGUGGAGUACACUUCCGGGGAGGAAGACGAGGAAGAAGAGGAGGAGCAGAGAAUCGAGCAAAAAACAGAGCAUGGCGACGCGCUGGCAAGGUGGUUCAUGGUGCUAGAGGAAGGGAAAAGGAUUCCCAGGAAGAAACAGGAGCAGAAGCCGGAGGAAGAAGAAGAAGAAGAAUCACACGAAGAAGAAGACUCGGCGCCGCCGGCGAACGCGCUGAUGCUGAUGCGGUGCCGGUCGGCGCCGGCCAAGGGGCUGGCGAGGAGGCUAGGAGCAGGGGAGGAGGACGAAGAACUGAAGAGCGCCAAGAAGGAAGAAGAGACGCAGAAGGAGACGGAGAAGGAGAACCUGGUGGUCAUGAGGUACCCGCCUGACUUCUUCCACGUCUCCGUUGACAUCGCCAAGGAGACGUGGAUCGUCGGCGGCGACGACUCCGUCCUGCGCUGCCGGAGCUGGAAGAAAUGAUGAUCCAUCUAUCCCGUCUCGUUCCAUCAACAAUGUAUGUGUGAUUUCAGACUUUUUACUGCUCGAUUUCGCCCCUCUUUUCUUCCCCGGAUCAAUCGAGAGUUACUGAGGUUUCGCGAAAAGGAUUCGAUCAGCACGUGGCAGGUUGGUUUCGAGAAGGCCAGCAUGUAGGUCUCUCAGCGAAAACAAGCUCUGCACUGUAAAUAUGGGUGCUGUAAACUGUAACAGAGAUCCCUUACUAUAUUUUACCGAGGUACAUGGUGGUAAGUAGUAGUACUUGUGAUAUAUUGCGAGUAAUAUAUGAUGAACUAUGGUAUAGCACCCUGUCCCGGAUUUAGCUGCAAA
This is a messenger RNA of Brachypodium distachyon (stiff brome), 1604 nucleotides long. RefSeq lists its product as uncharacterized. The transcript has a single exon. The coding region runs from base 303 to 1259 and encodes 318 amino acids. The record is from RefSeq and is a predicted model, not a curated record. Lineage: Eukaryota; Viridiplantae; Streptophyta; Magnoliopsida; Poales; Poaceae.